This is a messenger RNA of Perca flavescens (yellow perch), 1128 nucleotides long. RefSeq lists its product as uncharacterized. Gene Ontology annotation, molecular function: protein binding. Bases 145 to 816 code for a protein of 223 amino acids. Gene Ontology annotation, biological process: signal transduction; regulation of apoptotic process. NCBI's taxonomy places the organism in Eukaryota, Metazoa, Chordata, Actinopteri, Perciformes, Percidae. The transcript is spliced from 4 exons. The record is from RefSeq and is a predicted model, not a curated record.
AAAGCAGCGGGAAUAAAAGGAGCAUGGUGCAUGUGAUCAUGUAAACAGAAGAAAAUGUUUUCAGUCUGUCUGCAAACAGCUGUUUUUGUUUGAUCGUGUGUUUUUCUAAUACUCCAGCUGUUACAAUAAAUGUGAUACUCAGUCAUGGCUGUGGAACCAGCAGCAGUAAUCCAGCUACUCAGAAGCCAGAAGAUCAAGCUGAUAGACAUUCUCAGUGCCGAUGCCGAUUUUGUCCUGCAGCAUGCAGACUCUCGCUGUUUGCUGUCUGCUCACGGCUACCAGCAGGUGAAAGCUUGCCGUGUUCCUAGUGAGAAGGUGACAGACCUGCUGGAUCACAUCAUCCAGAGAGGUCCUGAAGCAGCACGGGGUCUGCUGGAACUUCUGAACGACCAGGCCCUGCAGGAAACCUUCCCAAGGCUUUGCUUCAUUAAGGAUCUGCCAGUCAACACACUGUCUUCAGGCGAAACAUCAAGAAAGAGAGAAACAGCUCCUGACUUGCAAGAGACCAUUCCAUCCAAAAAGAUCUACACCAAAGGCUCUCGCUUAGUGAAGGAGAAGCAGCUGAUGACCGUGGCUCGUACCAUUGGCAGAUCUUGGAGGGAGAUUGGCAGACUGGCUCUGGACAUCCCCUCCGUAAAGCUGGAACAGAUUGCAGAGGACCAUUCGCUCCAUGUAGAGCGAGUGUUUGCCAUGCUGCGCUACUGGAGCACCUGCCAGAGGGAAAAAGCCACUGCUGCUCACCUGCACUUGCUGCUCAGUCAGGAAGACUGGGCGCUGCCACCUGAAAGCAUCGACUCUCUGUUGGAGACUGACUGAGGCCGUCACUCUCUGGUACUUGCUGGGACUGAAACCCUGUUUUUACUCAGAAUGAGUGUGUUUCUCAUCAUAUAGACUGUCAUUCCAUAUCAGGAAAAAACAAUACUUGAAGACUUUAGUAUGGAAUGACCCCACAGUUCCAUUUAGUACCACUGAGGCCUUUUGUUCAAGGUUCUUUAUAUAGCCUAUGUUUACAAUCUAUUUAUAUUUUUGUCAUCCAGAUUGUCCAUACUCUAAUUUUACUAUGUUGGUCUAUUCUAUCUAUUCAAUUCAAUUCAAUUUUAUUUAUAGUAUCAAAUCAUAACGAGUUAU